UGUAGUAAGCAAUGAUGUCACAAGUGACAUCUUGCUUACUACUUUGCAUGUGAUCACUGAUUGGCCAAUCAGUGAUCACAUGAUCGGGACCUCGUACAGAGGUCCCAUCCGACGAUCGCAGAAAGGAAAACGCCUACAAGCUUUAACCAGUGCUCUGCUGAACACUGAUAGAAGUCACAAGACUGCUCUAACUGCUGAUGAGAAAAAGUAUUUAGCAGUCUAUAUUUACUAAAAUAAUUGCAUUUCCAUGUUCUGUGUACUGUGGGAGACCAGAUAUAGUGAAUGCAGAGUCCUGGG
Molecule: messenger RNA, 297 nt
Organism: Staurois parvus
Lineage: Eukaryota; Metazoa; Chordata; Amphibia; Anura; Ranidae
Source: the annotation of a GenBank genome assembly